AUUCUGGUAUCUGGUUUUAGGUGAUGAUUGAAGUUGAAAAAGAAUUCAGCCAGGAGACAAGAGAGAAUAGUGAAGAUAGCAGCAAAUGUAUGCCUUCCCUGACCAGAGAGGAGAUACGCAAGCUUACCAUGGGCCGGGACAUUGCUAAACUCAUGGAAGAGACCAUGGACCCAAGCAGUUUGGAGGGAUUACUAACUCGGCACCAGGUGGAACUGGCAAGGUCAUGGCGGCAGCAUCAAGAAGAAGAGAGGCGGCGCAAUAUAAAUGCUGAAGUUCAGUGCAGGAUGGCCAAGAUAAAAAUUCUUUAUGAUGCAACACCAGUAUUAAAGGUACGCAUUGUUGAUCAUGAUGGUGCUGGAGCCAUGUUGACAGUCUGGAGACCAUCGGAGGAGCUUAGGCAGACGCUCACAGAAGGCAGCCACAUGAUCUUAAAUUAUCUCCUGGCUACAGGUCUUAGAAAUGGAUGUCUGCAGUUCAGAGCUACACGACACACUAGAUGGGAACAGGGUGCAGAUGGCCAAGAUAAUUUCCCUGAAUUUGAUCGUCAAGCAACUCCUUUGUGUUUGAUGACAUCAGGGGAAUUAAAGCCAAUGUGGAAUGAAGUAGAUGUUGCAGGAGUUGUAUUGAGGGUGGGGCUGCUGGACAAAGGAGCACAAAUAGUUCACAUUGUUGACCAUCAUGUUAACAUUCUUGCUCUCAGAUUUUGGGGAGGUAUUAAGGAGUGUGGAGUAGAAGAUAUUGUGAAACUAGGUUCUAUCAUAUGUGUGUCAAAUGGUAGUUGGCGUGGGCACACAGGUGGAAGGUUUGGAUGUAUACAUGUAACAGAACUGACCGUCAUUAGCACUGCACCUCGAAGUGCCCACCUACAUGAAGCUGCUACCCAUCUGAAGGAAAGUAUUAAGAAUAUGAAGGAUCUGUUGCAAGAAGGUGAUAUGAAACUAGAUAGACAAUUUGACAGUCGUGCAUUCCCUACUGAACCAACUUACGGACAUGGGCAUAAUGAUUCAGUAAAAAGUUUGCAAGAAGAAAUUGCUCAACAACAGCCAAGAUUUAAAGAUAGUGUGGAAAUCUCCAAACAAGAAAGUGGGAGUGUAAUGGAUAAUGGAUCUUUGAGCAUAAAUGGUGAGAAAAUUGCCGAUCCUAAACUCAUUCGGCUGUAUCAACGAACACGAGAAGUGCGUAGCAAGCUUAAGACACUAGGACAGUAUGGGACACCAUCUGCAUUGCGCACUCUUCAGUCCCCACUUGCUUUAGGAGCUCGUAAACCAUUUCGACUACCUUUCAAACAGCCACAAAAAACUGACAGUGCAGAAAAUAAGAGUGAGUGAUUAUUUAUCAUAACAUAGUUAUGGUAACAAAUGUUUUACUUAAGCUGUGCAGCCAAAUCUUAUUACUUACCAUAAAACAAUAUUGGCAUAACUGUGAUUAUGUAAAAAAAAAAGAUAGUGCUGUGAUAGCUGUAGUAGUUAAUAUUAUAUAUUUCUUGAGAAGUGUAUAUUGUUGUAUAUGGGGCUAUUUUUCUAUAUUUACAGUAUACAUGUAUAUUUUUUUUAAACACAUUGGCCAUCUCCCACUGAGGCAGGGUGACCCAAAAAGAACUAAAAAAAAAAAAAAAAAAUUUCAUCAUUCAAUACUUUCACCAUCAUUCACACAUAAGCACUGUCUUUGUAGAGGCGCUCAGAUACUGCAGUUUAGAUGUCCCUUCAAACUGCCAAUAUCCCAAACCCCUCCUUGAAGUGCAGGCAUUGUACUUCCCAUUUCCAGUACUUAUGUCCGGCUAUAUAAAUCCCUUCACUAAAUAUUACCCUUCUCACACUCCAACAGCUCAUCAGGUCCCAAAAACCAUUAGUCUCCAUUCACUCCUAUCUACCACGCUCACACAUGCAUGCUGGAAGUCGAAGCCCCUCGCCCACAAAACUUCCUUUACCCCCUCCCUCCAACCUUUUCUAGGACGACCCCUACCCCGCCUUCCUUCCCCUAAAGAUUUAUAUGCUCUCCAAGUCAUUCUACUUGAUCCAUUCUCUCUAAAUGACCAAACCACCUCAACAACCCCUCUUCAGCCCUCUGACUAAUACUUUUAGUAACUCCACAGCUCCUCCUAAUUUCCACACUCCAAAUUCUCUGCAUAAUAUUUACAUCACACAUUGCCCUUAGACACAACAUCUCCACUGCCUACAGGCUCCCCUUUGCUGCAGCAUUUACAACCCAUGCUUCACACCCAUAUAAAAGUGUUGGUACCACUAUACUUUCAUACAUUCCUUCUUUGCCUCCAUGGAUAACGUUUUUGUCUCCACAGAUACCUCAGUGCACCACUCACAU
Messenger RNA from Cherax quadricarinatus, 2319 nucleotides. Lineage: Eukaryota; Metazoa; Arthropoda; Malacostraca; Decapoda; Parastacidae. The record is from RefSeq and is a predicted model, not a curated record.